AUGUUCGGCGCUUCCAGUGACUGCCCCACGAAUCACAGCUCCCGUCACCCCCCUGACAGCUCACACAGUGCUCACACCCUUGAAAUCUUUCACACCCACCCACGCACACAACGACCAUUUAACUGGGCCCCCAAGGUGGCCAAGCUCGACCUGCAGGCUGCAGGCUUGUUCGCUGCAGGUUUGUCCUCUACAUUCCCCUUCUUGGAUCCUCAGAUCCUGAAUGGUUGGGAUGAUCCAGAAUACAGCGGCGAUUUAGCAAUCGAAGGAUCCAUGGUUUUGCUACUCACCGGACACCUGGCUCCAGUGCUGACGGGAGGGCAGCCAAGCUUGAUUUUCAUAUGGUUCUUGGUCUAA
This is a messenger RNA of Paracoccidioides brasiliensis Pb18, 354 nucleotides long. RefSeq lists its product as uncharacterized. The transcript has a single exon. Bases 1 to 354 code for a protein of 117 amino acids. The record is from RefSeq and is a predicted model, not a curated record.